AUGUCUAGAUCAGGAGUUGCAGUUGCCGACGAGUCCUUAGCCGCCUUCAAUGACUUGAAGUUGGGCAAGAAGUACAAGUUCAUUGUGUUUGCCUUGAACGCCGAGAAGACCCAGAUUGUCGUGGACGAGACCUCGACCGACACCGACUACGACAGCUUUUUGGAGAAAUUGCCAGAAAACGAGUGCAAGUACGCCGUGUACGACUUUGAGUACGAGAUCGGUGGUGGCGAGGGCAAGAGAACCAAGAUCGUGUUCUACACCUGGUCGCCUGACACCGCACCCGUGAGAUCCAAGAUGGUGUAUGCGUCGUCCAAGGACGCUUUGAGAAGAGCGUUGAACGGAAUUGCCGCGGACAUCCAGGGCACUGACUUUUCCGAGGUUGCGUACGAGUCUGUUUUGGAGAGAGUCAGCAGAGGCGCCGGCUCGCACUGA
Messenger RNA from Metschnikowia bicuspidata var. bicuspidata NRRL YB-4993, 432 nucleotides. RefSeq names its product cofilin (gene COF1). The transcript is spliced from 3 exons. Bases 1 to 432 code for a protein of 143 amino acids. Gene Ontology annotation, cellular component: actin cytoskeleton; cytoplasm; actin cortical patch. NCBI's taxonomy places the organism in Eukaryota, Fungi, Ascomycota, Pichiomycetes, Serinales, Metschnikowiaceae. Gene Ontology annotation, molecular function: actin filament binding. Gene Ontology annotation, biological process: actin filament severing; actin filament depolymerization; cell motility. The record is from RefSeq and is a predicted model, not a curated record.